AUGGCGGCUCCUUCGGCCCAGGCCACCGUUACGCUACAAGAUGCCUUCGAGCGGUUUGCGUCCACUGUUACGCCAGAAGACAGGCGAAUUUUCCAUAACACUCAGCUCAAAGAUGUUCAGGAAGAAGUCAUGCGUAUCGAGCGGCAGCUCCGUGCUCGUCGCAUGCAGAAGAAUAUGGCUCGGCUUGACCCAUUCCUACAAGGGAUGGAGCAUUACUCCAAGGUCGUUGAGGUGCUGUGCAAUGGCACACCUUAUCUUGCCUGGAUCUGGGCGCCAGUUAAACUCAUGCUCACUAUCGCGGUCGAUUCCAUUAGUGCUUUCGAAAAGUUGAUAGAAGCAUACGGCAAGAUCGCCGACAUGCUUCCUCGCCUUGACCGACUCAAUCAUGCGCUUGCCGACGACCACAACUUUCAGAAUGUCUUGGCUUUGGUCUACUCCGAUAUUGUAGAAUUUCAUCGGCGAGCUUACAAGUUUGUGCGAAGAAAAUCAUGGGCUAUCUUCUUUAGCUCAAUGUGGGAUGGGUUUGAAUCCCGAUUCAACGGGAUAUUGAAAAACUUAGCAUACCAUGGAGGACUGGUUGAGAAAGAAGCUGCUGCGGCGGAAAUCUCUGAAGCUGUUCGACGUAGCAAGGCUGACGACGAGAAGUGGGAGCAGCAAGAGCGUGAAUGGAACGCUGCCAAAAUCCAGAAAGUCCUAGCUUGGUUUGGAACAAAUGAAACACUCCAAGCUGACAUACUCGAACGGUAUAUGGGAGAUUACUUACCGGGAAGCUGCGAGUGGUUUGUACAGCACAAAGAAACCCAACUAUGGCUGGGAGAUAGCGCAAAGAAUCCUCUACUAUGGCUUUGCGGGAAGCCGGGAGCAGGAAAAUUCAUGAUAUGCUCUAGUGUUGUGCAACAUGCAGAGGCAAAUGCAGUUCACGUUUUCUACUACUUUUGUAUUUUCUUUGGAAGCCAUUCCGAUAGUCCAAGCCGGCUGCUGCGAUCCAUCAUCUCGCAGGUCAUCCAGAAGCAUCAGGAUCUUGCAAUCUACGUUCAUGACGUCUACUUCACUUCCCACCCAAUGCCAACAAAGAAGGCAUUACUGGAUCUUCUCCCUGAACUUCUCCAAGGGUUGGGCUCUGUGAGACUUGUUAUAGAUGGUGUUGACGAAUGGAUUUCACGAGAUCAAAAAGAGCUUCUCAAAGAUCUUGUCGAACUGGUAUCUCCUGCUCAUUCUACUCACAGCUGCAAGAUUAUGAUUGUCAGCCGAGAGACGAUGGAUAUUUCACGAUCUUUGCGCAAAAAGGAAAAAAUGGUAACAAAAAUCUCUCUCAGUAACACCAACGAAAGCUUUGCGGUUACCCGCGCGAUUGCCAAUUUCGUUGACAGCAAGCUUUCUGAUCUUCCUGAUCAUUUCGAUGAGCUCGAUCCCGAUGCAUCUAUCCUAGUUCAUGUCAAAGAAACUCUACGUAUGUUCCUGUGGGUAAGCCCCGUACUGAAAUCACUUGAUACGGUUUACAGCCCCGAAGAGCUGCGUAAAAUCGUUGAUGAUCUUCCCUCUGAUCUCGAAAAUCUCUUUGAUCAAAUUUUCAUUCGUCUCUGCGGCGCUCCAGGUGCGCGUAAUUACGGAGGCGUGCCAGGUGUCAUGAGCUGGAUAUGCUUUGCCUGGAGGCCUUUGCAUAAGUCAGAGCUACUGCACGCACUGUCGAUUUUUCCAUACAACUCCAGCUCUCAAGUCCAGAGUAUCCCUGUCGCUUCUAUACUUGAUCACUGCAAACCGUUCAUAGAAGAACUGCCGGACUCGACGAUAGUACCAGUUCACUUUUCGGUAAAAGAGUACUUCAUUAGAUCUCAAACACCGCAUAUUGUCCUAGCAAUCAGCGCCGCCGUAGAUAUUUCAUCUGCUUGCGCCAUUAUCAUUACCCGCGGUCUCAAUCUCUUGCGGUUUGAAAGCAACUCACUUGAACACCUUGCUCAAGUAGCGAGUGGUAACUACAGGCUUCUACCGUACGCGAUAGAGUUUUGGAUCGGACAUUGUUCGCAAUAUGCAUCGGGGAGAGGCAGACUCGGUAUGGAACAGCAAUUUCAGGAUCUUCUGACACAAAUGCAUGAGACACAUCAGAACUGCUGGCAUGCACUUGGGCGUACAGUAAAUCAGGUUGAGGCGAGGGACAAAACCAACGAUAGCAACCCGGAUGAGCGACUCCAGCUUUUUUCUGGCAUGGAGAUCUAUCAAUUGAUGGCAGAUAUACUACAUACCAGACUAUUAGCCAGUAAACUAGAUGGCGAUAGCAGCUCAUGUAAGUCCAGACCCAGUACAGUACCCCAUCACGAAGCUGCCCAUCAGCUCACAAUGCAAUUCUCAGACAUCGAGACGUACUUCAUCAAUAACGACCAAACGCUCUUUAGUCAGCUUUCUCAAAAAUACGAAAGUGCAAUCGUGCAUCUUUUGGCGCAACAUGAAGUUGAAGGCAUCUCGCCGGCCCUGCUCCGGGCAUUCCAAGAGUCAUAUGCUUCAACCGCCUUUUUUUGCCGCUUUCCACAUUGUGAUAGGCUUUCCCUGGGCUUUCCUACUACAAAACUCCGGUACGAACAUGAGGCUAUCCAUAUUCAACGCGUGUAUUGCCAGACGGCAUCCUGUCAGUAUAGCCGUAUCGGAUUUGCAAAGAGAACCGCACUUAAUGCGCACACGCGCAAACAUAAUGACUUUUGGGGCAGUUUCCUGAACCUCGGCAGCGACAGCAAUUCGUGGAACCGCGAUUUUCAUCUCAGCCAGAGGUUUUAUGAAUCUCAACGACAACAACAACUACUACUACAACAACAUAAACAACAAAACGAACAACGACGUCAACAACUUGAACAGCGACAGCAAGAAAGAAAGAAGGCAAUCCAAAACAUGGCGAUAAGCUUGAUGCGAACUUGCUCAAAAGAAACUCACCAGAAGUUCAAAAACGAUGUUCUGAGUUGGCCUGAAGCUCAGAAACAGCAACUCUUAGAUCAAGGCGUUGAUCCUAUCUUUUACCGCUUCCAAAAACAUGCCAGAGUGCUCUACUAUAAGGGCAGCGUUGAUGGAAUGACGGAAGGAGUAGAUGCAAGCAUAUCGAAAGAGUUGCCACAGGACCUCUCUGGAGAAGAUGAAGUAGUUCUAGGCAGGGAUCUGCUCAGCCUGCCCGAUAUCAACAUUGACGGAGAAGAACAUUCCUUCUAUAAAGAAGAUCUUGAGUAUGAUUGGGCUAAUUUUGACACCAUUAUACGAGGAGGUUCACAGGAUUUCCACGCUCCAAAUGAAGCCGCAUGUGAUCAGGUGCAGGACGGCUCUGAAAAGUCUCAGCCUUCCCAUCUUCUCAGAGAACAGUCGCCUGACUCGUCCGAUUAUUAUCUAAAAAGACAGCCUCAUCAAUCAGUCGACUUGGACGAGAAUGCGAACCCCAGCUCAAGUCAUGAUCCUCGUACUUUGUCUCGUUCAAAUACCCCAUUGCUUAAUUUUGACGAUGUUGAUUUCUUCGACUCCUCACAAUGGGACCGCAGAAUCCCUCAGUCUACAUUGGUACAGGAUGGGGAAUUAACACAUCUCGGGAAGCACUCAUUCGAUAGCACCUCCCUUCCCUGGCCCAAAGACUAUUCACCUCAUCCAUUGGAUCAGGGCCCAUCCUCUAUGCUCGACCUCUCUUCGUAUUCCCAGCUCGGAUCAGUUCAUACAAAACUGCCCCCUAUUUCUGAAAUGCAAGAUUAUAAAUCACCCUCGGCUACCGCGGUCUCAACAUCUACGACCAAAGGUGGUUCAACAAGCAAUCGCUCUCUGGAACCAUCUCCAAGCAUACGUUUAUAUAGGUUGGGUCAGUAA
This is a messenger RNA of Bipolaris zeicola 26-R-13, 3825 nucleotides long. RefSeq lists its product as uncharacterized. Lineage: Eukaryota; Fungi; Ascomycota; Dothideomycetes; Pleosporales; Pleosporaceae. The record is from RefSeq and is a predicted model, not a curated record. Bases 1 to 3825 code for a protein of 1274 amino acids. The transcript has 9 exons. Gene Ontology annotation, molecular function: ATP hydrolysis activity.